This is a messenger RNA of Aricia agestis (brown argus), 1395 nucleotides long. RefSeq names its product dynein axonemal assembly factor 4-like. Gene Ontology annotation, molecular function: protein binding. Gene Ontology annotation, biological process: cilium movement; outer dynein arm assembly; inner dynein arm assembly. The record is from RefSeq and is a predicted model, not a curated record. The coding region runs from base 26 to 1300 and encodes 424 amino acids. The transcript has 3 exons. Lineage: Eukaryota; Metazoa; Arthropoda; Insecta; Lepidoptera; Lycaenidae.
CAAAAAUUACAUAAAUAUCAGAAAUAUGCCUAUAUUAGUAAAAGAUUUUACUUGGACGCAAACUUUAAAAAGUGUCCAUAUUAGAAUACCAAUUGAUCCAGUUUAUAAGGAAAACAUAGAUCUGUUUACCACAGAUUCUUAUGUAAAAGCACACUUUAGCCCAUUUCUGUUUGAAAUAUUUCUAUUUGACGAAGUAGAUAAUAAAAACUGUAAAUGCAUUAUUCACGAUAAAGAGAUUGUGUUAAAUUUAAUUAAGAAAGAAGAAUAUGAAUGGAGUCAACUUGAGAAAAUUCUUUCUAAAGAGGAGAAGAAAGAACUUAGACAAAAAAAUUUAAACGCGUCUCAAGAUGACGCCAAAAAAGAAUCCGAAGAGAAGUUUAUAAAAAAGAAUGAAUUAAAUAGAUUCGCUGUUCAAAAAGCUAUGGAUAUAGAUAGCAAACAACACCUAUUAAUGGAUAAACGCAGAGAUGAGGAACGUCGCCAGGCUAUGGAUAAUUUAGAAAACUGGCGAUUAAAAACUGAAAAUAGAACAGAAAUUAUAUCCGCAACAUCUUCUGGAGUGAAAAUAAAAGAAUUGAAUUCAAGUGAUGAUGAAGAUAAAAAUGAAUCGAAGCAGGAAACUAACUUGGAGCAGCCGAAACCAGAAGCCUCGAAAAAUUUAAAGCCUGCUAGAAAAUUAAUUACAUCUUCAUAUGUGGAUAAAAAGAAAGAGGAAAUGGCAAGAAGGGUUUUACCGCAGUUAAGACAAACGCAAAGUUUAGAGAUUACCCAUACGCCAAGGUCGUUCCCUACUCCAAGCAGGGAAUCAGCAGCUGAAGAAGAAGAAACUUGGUUAAGAAAUAUCACAAUGGCUAGAAGAGCGACUGGUUUCGCGUCAGAGGAUUUGCGUCCGGAAGAACAGGAUCCGCAAUGGUGUAAGGAGAAAGGCGAUGAAUUCUUUAGAAGCGGCAAUUUCUUGGGCGCUAUAAGCGCGUACACACAUGGCAUAACACUGACGGACAAACUGCCAAGCCUUUAUGCAAACAGAGCUGCAACUCAUUUCGCACUUGGCAACUUUAAUAAAUGCGCUAACGACUGUUCAUCCGCAUUAGAUUUAAUGAAACCAGUAUGUGAGGGCAACAGGCGAAGCCGUGCGAAGUGCAUAGCUCGACGGGCAGCAGCGUUGGCACGUCUCGGUUACUUAAACAAAGCCAUCGAUGAGAUGAAGGCAGCUGCUAAGCUUUUGCCAGAAGACGAGAAAAUUAAACAGGAUAUUUACGACAUGGAGAGGGCUUGGGAGCAAAAUCCUGAUUCUGACUAAUGUACUCGAUUAUUAACCCCCGACGAAAAAGAGGAGUGUUAUAAGUUUGACGUGUCUGUCUGUCGGUCUGUCUGUCUGUCUGUGGCAUCGUAGCA